AGAAAAUUACUAAUUUUGUUGUAAGAGACUUUGUGCCAAACAUCUCAAGAUAGAGACUGAGUCGACGACAGCACAAUCUGUAACAUCUUGGCCAGGCAACGUUUAGCACAGUAAUAACUUGCAUUUCUAAUAUAAAUUAUUGUUACGACAUGGGAAAUUGUGCAAUGAAUUUAUUUGAGAUAUUUUGAGUCGACAUAUCGAUCCUACCUAUCAUUGGGUCAAAUACUGUCUGAUGUGUUUCACACCGAUUAUUAGACCGUUCUUGACACACUGAUUGUGACUACAGUAACUCCGUUUAUAGGGCUCACGGCAGGUGUGACCGGUCGACAGGAGAAGCUUACUUCUGCUAGGUACCCGAUCCCACCUCUCAUGUGUCCAGGGGUCCGUGUUUGCCCAACUAUAUAUUUUGUAUUGCUUAUGGGAGCUACACGAUUGAUCACUGUUCGCUAUAGUCACUUUUCAUGAAUGAAAAUGAACAUUGUUAAUAGAUAAAAGGCCGUCGAUAUAUUAAAUGCUACAUCAAGAUUUUUUUUCUUAGAAGCAUUUGAACAAAUUCUGUUUCAUAUGAAUAGAAAAACAGGUCAUGAAACAUAGGAGAACAAUCUGUGCCCAUGAGAAUUCAAACAUACUGUUAGAAGACCUUAUUACCAAAGACUACAUAAAUAUUAUGAAUUGGGAAAUAUGUCAUCUUUUUUAUAUCAGCUUCAAAGUACUUGUGGGUAGAACAAGCCUAGUCUUUACCAAAACAAAAGUGAAGGUAACGAAAAGUCAUAAAUCCCAGAUAUCCAACGAAGAAUUCAAAAUUAACAGUAGGGCAAACACGAAUUCAUGGACCAGAGCAGAGAUCGGGGCGAAGAUUAAGUAUAUCCUAUUGACAUGUCACAUCCGCCGUUACAUGUAGCCCUAUAUCUUGCUCGGGUAAACGGAUGAACCCGUAGGUAAAUCUGUAUCUAACAAACGAUCUAACAGAUGGCAUUGUCUUUGAAAUAUUUUCCUAUAUGUACCGUUCCGUCUUUCAAAACUUGUUUGAUAGAUCAUUAUUCUAUUCAUAGGUAUGCUCUCAAGAAAUUGUAAAUAUUUUGAUUUUACUAUCUUUACAAUCGUGAAAGAAGAUUUUUCAAAGAAUAUCCAAAAUCUCGAAACACAGAUAAAACGACUUACAAAUUGUCCUCGGGGCUGGAACAAACAUGGCAGAUCAUGUUAUAAGUUAAACACACAAAAAUCAACAUGGAAAACUGCUGAUCAAUUCUGCCGACGUUUGUCAGGAAAACUAGCUGAAAUUGGCACAAAGGAUGAAAACGACUUUAUAAAAAAUCUCAUUAACAAUAACCCAGGAACAGCACGGGCCUGGAUAGGUGGGGAAGACACGGCAGAGGAAGGUACAUGGAUCUGGACUUUUUCAGAAAUACCGUUGAGCUUUAAGAACUGGAACAAGGGCGAACCCAAUGACAGAAAAGGAAAGGAAGGCUGUUUGGAAAUACUGGGAGUACUCAACGGACUCUGGAAUGACUUACCAUGCUCAAAUUCAUCAGUGUCUGUUUGUGAAAAAGACUUGUAUGAAUUGAAAGCUUUACUUCCUGGUCCAGAGUGGAGUCAUGGUUUGAAUUUAUAUAGGAAACAUCUUCAUGCAGGAAUUUUUAUCUGUACGCUUCAGGUAAUAACUCAUAAGCUUUUAAGAUCACUGCCUUGUAAUAAUCUGAACUCUCAGUUAUGGCCAGCGUCCAGUAAACAUCGGCUGCUUUGCCAGUCAAAACACUUAGUGACGAAGUGGACCAAGCAUAUCACGAUCAUUUCAGCACAGCUAAACUAAUUCAACGCAUUUUUUACGGUAUCGAGUACAUGAACAUUCGGCGAGUCAAGAAGAUAUGUGACGGAAAACAUGGUCAUUGCUGCUGUCUGUGAAAUUCAAUAAUUCAGAAAAAGUGAAAUACAAAUCUUGAAAAAUGCAAUAUAGUUUGUUUCUUAUCACCGACGACUCCAAAUUCUGUUAUGGGUCAGAACUAGCUCUUAAAGCAGCAGAAUUUAUAAACAAAGGCUAUCAAACAAUUAAUUAGAUUUAUUUACAAUUAAUGAUUGAAAGAAAAUUGUGAAAUACUUGCGGAAGUUGAACAAUAGACAUCAAAAUCCGUGUCGAAUUCAAUUUACACUCACAAAAUAGUUAGUUCCCACUUAUCGAAAUAAUCCAAAAAUGCCCAAAGUACUUGUCUAACCAGAGUUUUUCAUCAUAAAAAUUCACAGCGCAUUUAUACAAAGAAUGAAUUUUCUAAUACAAUCUUGAAAGAUAAUGAUGCAAUUAUUACGUCAACUUUCUAUUAAAGAAGUU
Messenger RNA from Ostrea edulis (European flat oyster), 2323 nucleotides. RefSeq names its product perlucin-like. The coding region runs from base 1055 to 1810 and encodes 251 amino acids. NCBI's taxonomy places the organism in Eukaryota, Metazoa, Mollusca, Bivalvia, Ostreida, Ostreidae. The transcript has 6 exons. The record is from RefSeq and is a predicted model, not a curated record.